UUCCUGGAAUCUCCUUCGGAAAAGUUCCAGCCCUUUACUCUACAGCACUCUGCCUAACGCCGAGGUACUACAGAUGCAGUCCAUAGAUCCAAAAUCCCUUUCCAUCCUCCAAACACGCAUCGCCUACCUGAAAUCCUUCAUACACUUCACGCAGGCCGAUGCCGCCGCCCUCCACGCUGCGAGACCCGUCGUCGAAGCGCUCAUCCCCGGCAUCAUUGACGCGGUCUACAAGAAACUCCUGAGCUACGAUAUAACGGCAAAGGCGUUCGUACCCAGACAAACCGGCUAUGAUGGCGUGGCACCGACAAAGAUAGAGGAAUUGAACCUAGAACACCCGAUGGUCAAGUUCCGGAUGGGCUUUUUGAAGGGGUAUUUGAAAAAGUUGGUGGUGGCGGAUUACGAUGAUUUGGGGACCUGGGUAUGGACAUCUCCUUUUAAGGGUAAGGGGAGCUGGGCUAAUGCGGUUUGCAGGAGUACUUUGACAAAGUCGGGAUCAUGCACACUGGUGCUGCGGGCUUUGCCCAUCGGUAAGCCUAUCCCGCAUCCUUACCCUACCCUUCGGUCUGACCGGUGAUGCGUAGAGCAAAGAAACCCGGGCUUCGCGUCGAGUACAUACACAUGGGACUUCUCCUCGGCUACGUCGUCGACUUGGUGAUUGCAGCAGUCCUAGCUCAUCCCGACCUCGAUAACGAGACGAGGAGCGCUGUUUUAAGGGCUUUGAACAAAGUCAUUUGGAUACAGAAUGAUUGUUUGCCACUCCAUCCAAGUUUUACGGGAUAGGGCUAAUGGGGGUAUAGUGUUUGCGAGGCAUUAUGUUGUGGAUCUGGAUACGGGCAAUUCGAUCGCUGCACCGAACCAAGGGUUGUGGGAGGGGUGGGCCAAGCAUAUCAUGGUCGGAGCUGUGGUCGCGGCUGGGAUUUUAGGGGUUCAGACAAUUCUCCAGGCGUCAUAG
Tuber aestivum (summer truffle) is the source of this 952-nucleotide messenger RNA. The record is from the annotation of a GenBank genome assembly. NCBI's taxonomy places the organism in Eukaryota, Fungi, Ascomycota, Pezizomycetes, Pezizales, Tuberaceae.